This is a messenger RNA of Chelmon rostratus (copperband butterflyfish), 6443 nucleotides long. RefSeq names its product E3 ubiquitin-protein ligase SH3RF3-like. NCBI's taxonomy places the organism in Eukaryota, Metazoa, Chordata, Actinopteri, Chaetodontiformes, Chaetodontidae. The transcript has 10 exons. The coding region runs from base 102 to 2633 and encodes 843 amino acids. The record is from RefSeq and is a predicted model, not a curated record. Gene Ontology annotation, molecular function: protein binding; metal ion binding.
GGGCGUCCGUUGGCUGCCUCCCAGAAUGUUCUGUGCCCCCGGUUCAUUUCUACGGUACACGAACCAGUCGCCGCGGCGUCCCCACGGACACUGAAGCCCAGAUGCUCACCCUCUCCGCCGACAUGGACGAGUCUUCGUCGCUGCUGGAUCUGCUGGAGUGCUCGGUGUGCCUGGAGCGCCUGGACACCACGGCCAAGGUGCUGCCGUGCCAGCACACGUUCUGCCGCCGCUGCCUGGAAAACAUUGUCAGCUCCCGGAAUGAGCUCCGCUGCCCGGAGUGCCGCAUCCUGGUGGACUGCGGGGUGGACGACCUGCCGGCUAACAUCCUCCUGGUUCGCCUCCUGGACGGUAUCAAGCAGCGGCCCCAGCGAGGGAGCGGAGGGGGACUGGGAGCAGGCGGCAGGCAGUCCCUGGCCGGGGGCUCGCUGCAGGGGUACGCAGCCGGGAUAUCCGCUUCUCCCCCGGGCACUGCUAUCAGAGAGCUGCCCGUAGCCAUCAGGAGCUCCCCUGUUAAGAAUAUCCCAGCGCUGCCUUGCGGUAAGGCCCUCUACUCCUACGAAGGAAAAGAACCAGGCGAUCUCCAAUUUUCCAAGGGUGACAUCAUCAUCCUGCGACGCAAGGUGGACGACAACUGGUACCACGGUGAGCUCAACGGUUGCCAUGGAUUCUUGCCCGCAAGUUACAUCCAGUUGCUGCGUCCGCUGAGCCAAACUCCACCUCAGGGCAAGGCACUGUACGACUUUGAGGUCAAAGAUAAAGACCAGGAUAAAGACUGUCUGGCCUUCAGCAAGGAUGAGGUUCUGACUGUAAUCAGGCGAGUUGACGAGAACUGGGCGGAAGGCAUGCUGGGAGACAAGAUUGGCAUCUUCCCCAUUCUCUACGUGGAGUUAAACGAAACAGCCAAGCAGCUGAUGGAGAUCGACAAGCCCACGCCGACUAACGUUCCAGGUCCGAGCUCUGAGCCAGCCCCUCUGGGCCCCUGCACUCCUGGCCCCUCCCCCUGCGCCUCCCCGUCCAACGGGAACGGCUCUGGCCAUCGGCGAGGCGAAGGGAAGAAAAACGCCAAGAAGAGGCAUUCGUUCUCGGCGCUGUCCGUCAGCCAGAGGGCCGCCCAGCUCAACAACAGACACAGUAUGGAGAUCUCCCACCCAGUCCUCAUCAGCUCAUCUGACCCCAGGGCUGCUGCACGCAUCCAGGAUGCAGCUCACCCGGGUCCCUCUCCCUCUUCGGCAGGGGUACUGGUGCCCCCCAAAGUGGCAUCCAUAACCUCUGAGCUGCUGGCCCAUGCCAAGGUGCAGCUGCCACUCAACAUAUAUCUGGCUCUAUACGCCUACAAGCCCCAGAAGGCUGACGAGCUUGAACUUAGGAAAGGGGAGAUGUAUCGAGUGACAGAGAAGUGUCAAGAUGGAUGGUUUAAAGGCACCUCACUGAGAACUGCUGCCUCCGGUGUCUUCCCAGGAAACUACGUCACCCCUGUGUCCAGGGCUCCGUUUGGAGUUGGUGCUUCUCGGGGCUCGUGUUUGUCCAGUCCCGUAGGAGGAGGGAGUGGGUGCAGCCAGGCAGGGAGUAAAAUCCCCGACCCUUCGUCCCCAGGGUCCCCUGGGCCCUCUUCGUCACGACCCUCCACCCCGCUGGUGAACUCAAACAACUCUGUGAACACCGGCAGUCCCGCCUCCUCGCCACCAACUGCCGCCGCCCAGCUGAAGAACUGCCUGCGCUCCAGUCAGCACACGGUUAACCAGGCACGCACCUCAAUGCAGCUGGUCCACAGUCCUCCUGCUGGAAGCCCAGAGCGCCCCGCAGUGGCCCUCUCCCCCUUGCGUCCUCAGAGUUCCUCCCCCUCGCGCUGCCCCGGCCAAUCGGGUCGUCCUCUCUCCAUGGUGUCUCCAGGGCCCAGCUUAGGGCCCUCACCCCUCUCUUCCCCUGCCUCACGGCCCCUCCUGCCCCUCUCCUCCCCUCUCUCCUGCCUCACGCCUCCUAACGUGUCAGCGGUGCUCCUCAACGGGGAGCCAGCCAGUCCCCUGCAGCCACCUUUGCCGGGCCCCUCCCACGCCCCCGCCCAGGGCGGCCUCGCACCCAAAGCAGAGAAGAAGGAGAGGAAAGCCGGAGGUUUAUUAAAGCUCUUGUCGGGUGCGGCAGCCAAGAAGAAACCUCGCUCACCUCCCUCCUCCCCGCCCACCCACGACCCCUCACUGGCCGGCCAAGGCGCCGUGGCCACCGACCCCGCCCACCAUCCUCACCACCAUCACCACCACGCCCGCUCAGGUUCCUGUCCGAUGGCCUCGCAGGGGCGAGCCGGCUCCUGUCCGAUCGAGAGCGACAUGGCGGGGGCCAUAGGACUGGAGCCUCUGCACAGGAAGUCUGGGUCUCUGGACACCAAUUUCCCCAGGUCGCCCCCGGCGACACGUGCCGGCAACGCUCUGAUGGUUCUCCGGCCUGAACCCAAACCCCUGUCCAGAGAGAGGUAUCGUGUGGUGGUGCCCUACCCGCCCCAGAGCGAGGCGGAGAUCGAGCUGCGGGAGGGCGACGUGGUGUUUGUCCACAAGAAGAGGGAGGACGGCUGGUACAAAGGCACUCUGCAGAGGACGGGACAGACCGGCCUGUUCCCCAGCAGCUUCGUCGAGAGCUUCUGAGCCGGAGAAAGUGGACAAAAGAACCCACACUGUUCCUGUUUCUGAGUCGCAAAACACACACAAGCUCCACAGCUACACACACACGAAGGAUGGACCGACAUUGGUUUCCCAGAAUUACACAGACAGAAAGACGCUUGCUUUGAGAAGCUGCUAACCCUCAGAUAAAGUUUGGAUUUCAAUGGAUACUUUUUGUUUCACGUGAUGUGUUCAAUCUGUCAGCAAACACUCAAACACUGGAAUACACUGAGAAUAAUCAAAUUAGAAGCUACUGAAUACAUCAGUAAGAGUAGCCGUCUCCAGAAACCCAUAUCGGUCCAACUAAUUCACACCCAACACAAACACACACACACAGGAAAGCUAGCCUCGGCUUCGACCAGCCACACAGGAAGCAGGGCAGUUUCUCCCGUCAGUCGCCCGGGGACGGCGCUGGGCUCAGAGGGGCUUCACCACACUCGUCGUCCGGACGCCGUGAUGUCGACUACUGAAACCACACAGACUCAAAGAGCACAGAAAGACAAACCCUGCCUCCCCGUUCUCCUCCUUGGCAUCAUCCACCAGCAAACACUAGCACAAAAAGCAUUAGCUCUGCUUUCCACUGAGACCUCAGAACUUGAAUUCGGGUGCUUUCUCUGUUUGAAAAGAGACGAUUUACGGGCAGGUGAUGAGGGAAGUGCGUGAGCCUCCACUCCAGGAUCAUUGUAAGCACAUCUCCGUGUCUAGUUUGUGACAACAAGCUCAUGUGUUUCUUAUCAACACAAUAUAUGUUAAUAACAAUGCAUGUAGCAUUAUUGUGUUUUUUAUAUAUAUAUAUGUUGAAAUAGAUGUUUGUGUUGUCCCAAACUAGUCAUGCUGUGAUCUGUCACAGGAAUUUUAAUUUAAAAACAAAAUGGUACAAUAAGUGAAACAUGAAUUAGGCAAUUAAUUUUUCUAUUUAUAUAUCUCAUACUGAUUUAUACACCCAUUUUUUAACUUUAAAUUUCCUUUAUUAUAGACACCCAACAGCUGGGUUUAACCGCUUAAACUGGCUUGCUGAAUGUAGGAAGAAACUCUGAUAACUGAUUUGUAUUGAUAAAGUUUUUUGAUUUUCUCUGUGGGAUUAUAGAGAGACAGAACGCACUUGGUAAUAUUUGAUACAACCUGCCAAUAUGACCACACAUACAGUAUUUUACACACAGUUGUUGUUAUUUGACAACCAGGAUUUCUGUUGCUCCUCGUCACAAAAGGAGAAAAUCCUGAUCCAGCUUUUUUAGUUUGAAAUGUCAAAAAAUCCCAAACAAGCCGACCAAAAAUAGAGUUAAAAGCUAAAAGUAAUUCCUCUUCCUCAGCCUGUUCUUGAGAUACGGUUGAGAGUUUUUGUCUGACUGCAGCAAUAUCGCGAAACCAAAUGUGUGCAGAUUCGAUGCUCAUGGAAAAGUGUAUGAACGAGGGGGAAACGCCCAGAGUCAGAAGGCAGGGACCCGAGUUUUUCAUCACACAACUGCCAACAACUUCUGUGAUAUCGUCAACCUUUAACAAGUAUUUUUGUACGGCUUCAGUGAGUGUCGUCAGUCUGCUUUGUGGAUCUCUGUGUCCUCAGUGUGGAUCCAGGCUUGUCUAGUUUACAUCCAGCCACAACCAUCUACCUUUGUUCCCUUGUUUCUGGAUUAGAAGCACAGUGAAACUCAGAGCUUGACCCGCGAAGUCUGUGUGUGUGUGCGUGUGUGUGUGUGUGUGCGAGAGAGAGAGAGAGAGAGAGGUCAGCAGGAUUUUAAUGCUGACCAUGUAUCAGUCAAAGUUAAAGGGCAUGAAUGGUUUUCUUCACCUGUUUGGGCCAGAUUGAAGCACAAACACUACUGGCCAUGAGCACACAGGUGAGGCACACUCAUUGGCUGAGCACACAAAUGUCUAAUUAGGUCACAACUAGGUGAGAGUCUGUAUAUUGGACAAGCACAAGUGAGUCUUCUUGGUUAACUGCAUGCAUAUCAUUGGGGAAAGACAGUAAAUACAGAAUUCUAGAUUGAAAAUUCUUCUGCUUCUGAAAAGCGACACAGUUUUGGAUUUCUUUGUUUUUUUGUCUGCAGCACAUCAGUGAAAAGCUUCUCAGAGUCAACAAAACGCUGCAGCGCCACAACAGUUUAGAAACUUCUGUCACUUCUUAUUCCCAUAUGAUGCGACUGCAGCGUAAACACUCAGAUGUGAGACUUUGCCGCAAGCUCUCCACAGAUGUGCAGAAAACAAGAACGAGAGAAAAAAAAUCUGACGCAAAAAUGCAGCUCAAGGUUUUCUCUCACCCCUUUGAUCCCCUGAUUAAAGCAAGCUAUUGUUUUAAUGUUAAAUGUUUUCAUGUUCACCUUAAGCUUAGUAGAGGCGACCUGUCACUGAUGACACAAAAACACAAGAAAUCUGAACUUGUGGAAUGUUUUUUUUUUCCCACAAUUACAUUUUGGGGCAAAGAACUUGACCCCGAUCCCUUAAACUGUGAAGAAAAGUGAACAAAGAACACGUUCGAGAAACAAACACAGUCAUUACAGAGAGCAGCAACGGCUGCGAUCAUCUUCUGGCUGCUGGCAGUGCAUUAUGGGUAAUCCUGAGCAUCUGGAGCAACAGAUGAAAGCACAAACACCAGAUUAAGAUUCCUCUUUUUUUUUCCUCCAGCAGGUCACAGCUCAGCUGGAGGCUGUGAGUCACAUCUCAAACACACGCAUUACAAGAGUAAGGCCGGACUGACAAAUAUCGCUUCCCAGUUCGAAUCCUGGAUCUGAAGCUGUCUCUUUGAUUCUUUACACAUUUCUUAUUUAAUUGACCAGUUUUGUGUAUUUAUUAAAUCCCGUUUCACUCAAGUGUACUAGACUAUGACAUGUCCUCGUGUUUUGGAUCAGCCAAGUCAGAGUGGCGUCUUAUUCGCCGAUAAAAUGAUCAAAAUUAAAUGUCAAAUUUUGGCAGAUGAUAUUAGUCAUUGGAAGCUUCACUCCAAAAAUGUCUGCAUUGGCCUUGAAAAGCUGUCAGUCAAACCCUAGUGCCUACAAAUGCCAGCACACACACACUCAAGUAUUGACAUGAGGCAAAGCAACCCGUCUCCUGUCUCUUCCUUUCUUUCGUAUCGGUCCGACGAGCCUGCUGCUUGUUUUUUCGCAGCUCUGAGCGAGGUUUCCCUUUUCUGUCUGUACGCCCGCUGAGCUCGAGGACUCUAAUUUCUGCUGAGUCAAACUUAAGCACAAGUCCUCAUUCGUGUCUGAGAUCAAUAGAUGUCAGCGGUCGCUCUUUUGUGCAUGAGGUUGAUGCUGCGAGGAGGAGGAGGGUUUACAACAUCAGGAAUGAAACCACUGCACGGUGGUCACUUUACGUCAGAUAUCUUGAACCAGUGUUUUCAUGCCGUUCGUGUUUUGUUUUGUCCCCGUGAUGUAAGAUCGUGUUUGGUCUCAGCUUCCUGGUUGUAAAUACCACUCGGGAGCUCGGGCGACAGCAUGAAAGCUGCGAGCCGCCAGCAGCGCUGGAAAUUUCCAUUGGACAUGAACACAACAUGAAACACACCGUUGCACAUCCGCUUUCUCAUUGGACUCGGUAUCAAAUUAGUGUCCACUCCCUGUUUGUCCUUCCAGGAAGCCUGAGCACCCUGCCAUCUUGAAUUAGAUGUCGGCCAUAUUUGUUCCUAUGGAUACUGUGUGUGUGCGUGUGUGUGUGUAUGAGGGGAGGGGGCCUCUGUAUGUAGCUCUUUACAUAAAAAAAAGGAACUUUAUGAAAAAGUCUGGUGCGGCCUAAACGCCUCAUCCGGACUGAGUCGGGUUGAAUACAGCGGUACAGCGAGAGAAACAAAAAAAAAAAAAAAAGAAA